AACAGAUCUACCAAAUCCGUUGUACCCUAUACUCUCUCUCUAGUGUCAGUUGUGGAUCAACAACACCACCACAAGAUCUGAAACCUCUAAAUCUUCCGAUAUCUCUGCAACUAUGAAGGUGAUCGACAAGAUUCUGGAGUCCACUACUGCCGGAGACGCCGGAAAAGUAGUCUUCUCGUUCGAAUUCUUUCCUCCGAAAACCGAAGAAGGCGUGGAAAACCUGUUCGAGCGGAUGGAGCGAAUGGUGGCGCACAAUCCUACAUUCUGCGACAUCACUUGGGGAGCCGGUGGCUCUACGGCGGAGCUGACGCUGGAGAUAGCGAGGAGGAUGCAGAAUUUGGUGUGUGUGGAGACGAUGAUGCAUUUGACGUGUACGAAUAUGCCGGUGGAGAAGAUAGAUCACGCGUUGGAGAGUAUUAAGAAGGAUGGGAUACAGAAUGUUUUGGCUCUGAGAGGUGAUCCGCCACGUGGACAGGAUAAGUUUGUUCAGAUCCAGGGAGGUUUUGCGUGUGCUCUUGAUCUGGUGGAGCAUAUCCGCAGGUCAUAUGGUGACUAUUUUGGCAUAGCCGUUGCUGGUUAUCCAGAGGCACAUCCUGAGGUCAUUGAAAGCAAUGGCUUGGCUACACCUGAAGCAUAUGCAAAGGAUCUUGCUUACCUCAAGAGAAAGGUUGAUGCAGGAGCUGAUGUGAUUGUCACUCAACUUUUCUACGACGUUGACAAUUUUCUCAAAUUUGUGAAUGAUUGUCGGCAAAUUGGAAUUACUUGUCCCAUUGUUCCCGGCAUCAUGCCCAUUAACAACUAUAACGGCUUCAUUCGCAUGACUGGUUUCUGCAAAACUAAGAUCCCGUCCGAAAUCACUGCUGCUUUGGAGCCCAUUAAGGACAACGAGGAAGCCGUUAGAGCUUAUGGAGUUCACCUCGGAACCGAAAUGUGCAAGAAAAUUAUGGCUAGUGGAAUCAAGACAUUGCAUCUUUAUACACUCAACAUGGAGAAGUCUGCAUUGGCAAUUUUGACCAAUCUUGGAUUGAUUGAAGAGUCCAAGGUAUCAAGGCCACUGCCAUGGAAAAAGCCUACUAACCUUUUCCGUCUAAAGGAAGAUGUUAGGCCAAUAUUCUGGGCCAAUCGUCCAAAGAGCUACAUAACAAGAACUACUGGAUGGGAGCAGUAUCCACGUGGGCGCUGGGGCGAUGCUUCUAAUGCUUCAUAUGGUGCAUUAACCGAUCAUCAGUUCAUGCGACCACGUUCACGUGACAAGAAAAUUCAAGAAGAAUGGGUGGUUCCUUUGAAAAAGUUUGAUGAUAUUUCUGAGAAAUUCACGAAAUACUGCCUUGGGCAACUGAAAACCAGCCCUUGGUCUGAACUAGACGCGCUUCAGCCAGAGACAAAGAUUAUUGAUGAACAACUAGCUUCAAUUAACCAAAAGGGUUUCCUCACCAUCAACAGCCAACCGCCCGUUAAUGGAGCUAAAUCCGACUCCCCAUCAGUUGGAUGGGGCCCAGCGGGUGGGUACGUUUACCAGAAAGCAUAUGUAGAAUUUUUCUGCUCCGGUGAAAAGUUAAACAGUCUUGUGGAGAAAUCAAAGGCGUACCCUUCACUUACAUACCUAGCGGUGAACAAAGAAGGGAAUUUGGUGUCAAAUGUGGGGAAAACUGACGUGAAUGCAGUAACUUGGGGAGUGUUCCCAGCUAAAGAGAUCAUUCAACCAACUGUCGUUGAUCCCGCUAGCUUUUUGGUAUGGAAGGAUGAAGCGUUUGAAAUCUGGUCAAGAGGAUGGGCGCAAUUGUACCCCGAGGAUGAUUCAUCAAGAUCACUUCUCCAAGAGGUACAGAACACUUACUACUUGGUUAGCUUGGUUGAUAACGACUACAUAAACGGCGACUUGUUCAACGUUUUCAAGGAUUUUUAAACUGCGUGGUCCUGGUUUGCGUUCUUUGUAACGAAUCUCUAUAGAGGAAUAAUGGUGUUACACGUAUAAUUCUCUAUAUUUUACGUCUUUCUUGUAUUGUAAUGUGUGCUACAUUCGUUGAGCAAAUUACAUUUGCUUAAGCAACCGAUUUAUUUAUGCGGAUGGGCAAACGAAACGAGCUCGUAGUGUUUAUGUAGUAUACGAUAAGUAUCGAUACAUAAUUUGGCCUUCAAAAA
Helianthus annuus (common sunflower) is the source of this 2142-nucleotide messenger RNA. RefSeq names its product methylenetetrahydrofolate reductase 1. Gene Ontology annotation, cellular component: cytosol. Bases 113 to 1906 code for a protein of 597 amino acids. Gene Ontology annotation, molecular function: FAD binding; methylenetetrahydrofolate reductase [NAD(P)H] activity. The record is from RefSeq and is a predicted model, not a curated record. Lineage: Eukaryota; Viridiplantae; Streptophyta; Magnoliopsida; Asterales; Asteraceae. Gene Ontology annotation, biological process: tetrahydrofolate interconversion. The transcript is spliced from 11 exons.